Messenger RNA from Vanessa atalanta (red admiral), 1791 nucleotides. RefSeq lists its product as uncharacterized. Gene Ontology annotation, cellular component: presynaptic membrane. The transcript is spliced from 7 exons. The record is from RefSeq and is a predicted model, not a curated record. Gene Ontology annotation, biological process: clustering of voltage-gated calcium channels; neuron-neuron synaptic transmission; neuromuscular synaptic transmission. NCBI's taxonomy places the organism in Eukaryota, Metazoa, Arthropoda, Insecta, Lepidoptera, Nymphalidae. The coding region runs from base 18 to 1286 and encodes 422 amino acids.
CCCUAUCGAAAAUAAAUAUGAAAAUUGUUAUUACUUUUUUUCAGAUGAAACCGAAUGCUUCAGACAAACUCCUACCUGAGAUUACUGCGGUCAAUAUCAAUAAGAUGGUACCGGAGGAACCCCCUGAUGAAGAAAUCAUUGAAUGCAAUAAACAGGAAAUUUGUUACGGAGCAGGAGACGCAGUAUUCUCAUCAUUCGUCGUAGCACCGCUAGUGGUUAGUGUUUGGAGAGGAAUAUGGGGUAUAAUGGAUUCAUACCCUCAUUUGUUUCCUCACGCUCAGAUAUUCGUCCUGGGAAUCAUAAUACAUACCUGCUUUGCUUUAGUUAGAUCAUUCCUGUUAUCACGUUCACGGGAUGCAUGGGGGGAAGGCAGAGCUGGAAGAUGGCUUCGGGAGCGGUUCCUCAGCAAAGUGUACACUUAUGUUUUCAUCCUCUCGAAUAUAAUGCACUGGAGAGGAGGCUUUGGACUUUUAGACAUGUUCGUUACUCAUAUUAUCCCUGAGGAUGAUAACUGCCAUAGACCAGUGUUAAUUGGAGCCCUGACUCUACUGUUCUAUCUGGUCACCAUUUGCUUCCGCUCUUCCCGUAACAUUUUAGCGUCACCAUACUUUCUGGUCUCAGAUGGGAAAGAGGCCACGUACAUCUUCACUACACGAUUCCAAAGUAAGAGUAGCAGAGAAACUGCACUUUACAUUCUGGACUGCGUGUUCUCGGUGACGGUGGUGGGCUCACUCGUAGUUUUUGUGUGGCGAGGUUCUUGGGCACUGCUGGACAUCUUCCUCUACCCUGACGACCAGGUCAAGUCGUUCUGGACAUCACUUGUGGUGGGAUACGCGAUAGUUGUGGUGACGUUCGCUACCCAAGUGCCCAUGCGAUGGGCAGUGGGGAAACUGCAAGGCGCGCCUAGGUUGCUGGUUGCUGAUCUUUAUCAUCUGGUGUCGUUUUUGGCGACAGUUAAUGUGUGGCGAGCCGUUUGGGGCCUGAUGGAUGUAUAUUUCUUCCCAGAUACGCCCAAGCUAAGCAACUGGUGCUCACACAUCAUCAGCCUGUCAUUGUUGAUUCUUCUCAACUGCUCGAACUCUAUCCUAGUGAGAGGAGUCUACAUCGACGCUGAGGAGCCCGCAGGUGACUGUGUCGUAUUCCCGUGCCACUACCUCAGGUUAUUCUUCCACAAGGAGAGAACCAAGAAGAGACAAAAAGGGUCUCUUACAGCAGCGCCUACUUCUGCUACCAAAAAAAUAGAAGAAGCCAGCGUGCCUUUACAAACUCCAGAGGAGAAAGUUUAAUAUUCUCCAUUACCAGAAGGAUAUUUUCCGAAUUGCAUUUUUGACUACACUGUACAUAAUGUUUUAUUUAUCGAUUAACAAUCCUGUACUAUAAAUAAAAACGUUACCUAUGUAUAUAUAUAGACAUGAGUAUUAAAAACGUUCACUUAAGUGACAAAUAAAACAUAAUUGAAUCUUAACUAAGUAUGAAAAUGUUUUUAAAGAAAAGUUAUAUUUAUAUAGAAUAUUUUUCUUCGUACAUAUUUUUAAAAACAAAUAAUGCUAGUAAUGUACUUGUAAUUUUUCCGCCAGUGAGUCGUUGUGGUUUUAUAACGCUACCUUUCUAUUCCUUACUAAUAGCUUUAUUAUGAACUUUGAUAUUUAUUUUAUUUUAUUUUAAAUAACAUAAUUUUUUUUUAUAUAUCAUGAAAUAACUGUUAACUAGCUAAAAGUUCUUAUUUUGCUAUUGUUUCUUGUUAGGUUAGGUUAGUUAAAUUAAAAAAAAAAAAUUCUCCAAAACCAUUAA